Messenger RNA from Plectropomus leopardus (leopard coralgrouper), 2414 nucleotides. It is a transcript of the gene smpd3, whose product is annotated as sphingomyelin phosphodiesterase 3. Lineage: Eukaryota; Metazoa; Chordata; Actinopteri; Perciformes; Serranidae. Gene Ontology annotation, molecular function: sphingomyelin phosphodiesterase activity. Gene Ontology annotation, cellular component: cytoplasm; extracellular region. Gene Ontology annotation, biological process: sphingomyelin metabolic process. The record is from RefSeq and is a predicted model, not a curated record.
UGAGGGAGGCGUAGUGAUACUGAGACUAGCUUGCCUAUGACAAUAAAAAUCACCCAAACCAUGUAGUGUAGCUCUCUCCAAAGAGGGGGGAGGGUCUGUGUUUGAGUCUGGUUUAUUUUUUGAUUUACUUCUGUUUUCUGUAGAACAGAUUUGUGUUCACUUAUUUAAAGAGUGUGUGUGGGUGUAGCGUGCAAGGUGAGGAGAAAGUGACAGAGAGAAAGAGAGAUAGAGAAAGAAGGAAAGAGAUGGUCCUCCACACCACCCCUUACUCCAGUGCCUGUCUGCACUUCCUGGAUGGCUUGUCAUGGAGCCUGGUGUUCCCCUGCUAUUGGCUCCUGGACCGCCUCCUGGCCUCCUGCGUGGCCACCUCACUGGAAAAGCACCAACGCUCCCAGGACCCCUGCUCCUUCCUCACCCUGUGUGUCCUGAUCUCCGCACCCCUGUACCUACUCCUCCUCCUCGCCUCCUUGCCCUUUGCACUGCUGGGCUUCAUCAUCUGGGCUCCCCUGCAGGUGGUCCGCCAGCCCUACCUGUACACAUACCGCAGACCAGAUAAACACCAGGUGGAGCAGGGCCAGGCUGGGCCCGGGACUGCUGGCAUUUGGGAAUGGAAGCCACAGGGCAGAAGCUUCUGCUUCUGCAGUGCCAACGUAUGCCUGCUGCCCGAUUCCCUGGCCAGGUUCAACAACCUUUCAGACACACACAGGAGAGCCCGGGAGGUGGGGAAGAGGAUCCGCAAUGGUGCCAGUCGGCCUCAGAUUAAAAUCUACAUCGACUCGCCGACCAACACCUCCAUUAGCGCGGCAUCCUUUAGCAGUCUUGCCACAGGUUUUCGCCGUACCUCCUCUCUGGACCAGCGGCCAGACCAGACACACACCACCAACAGCCCAGCCGACGCUGAAACCGAACCCCUCACCGAGUGCCCAAUACACCCCUCAGGUGCCACUGACUGCCCUGUUCACCCCUCUGCAGGAGACCAGAGCCCCUCUGACUGCCCCCUCCACCCAGAUGGAGGAGACGCGACAGCAGACUGCCCCCUCCACCCUGCAGGGAUGAACAGCAGCUCAGACUGUCCUGUCCACACCUCAGGAGAGGCUCCAGACUGCCCCAUGCAUUCCACAGGGCCUAAAAAUGGCCAAGGCCAACAUGACUGUCCCAUGCAUGGGGAAGGGACCCAGACAAAACCAUCCCCUGACUGCCCACUUCACACCUCAGGGGUGCAAAUCAGCAUCAGCGCCCCAGAGCCGGACCCACAGGACAAGGAGGCUGAAACAGGGAACCAUCGGCCUGGGGAGCAAGCAGGGGGAGAUACAGGAAGCAUGACCGCCUCCAGGGAAUCCCUCGCUCGGUACCAUGGUGCUGAAAGUGGCAUGGGAAUAUCUUCCAACAAUACUCUCUCUCACGUCCCUCGCACAUCAAUCUUUAAACGCCCUGGACGAAAACGCCGCCACGGAGAUGAGACAUUUGAUCAUGAGAUCUCUGCCUUUUUUCCUGCCAACUUAGAUUUCCUGGCUCUGCAGGAGGUGUUCGACCACGGAUCGACCACUAGACUGCUUCGGCAGUUGCAUCGCUACUUUCCCCAUGUGUUGAGUGAUGUUGGCCAGUACGGCUGGAGAGGCUGCUGCUCAAGAUUCAAAUUCCUAAAUAGUGGGCUCAUGCUAGCCAGUCGCUACCCUAUCUUGGAUGCUCGCUUUGAAUGCUACCCCAACGGGAAGGGCGAGGAUGCACUGGCAGCCAAGGGGGCGCUGUUUGCCAAGGUCCAUGUGGGCACCUCCCAUCAGGAGCAAAGGGUUGUGGGAUAUAUCACGUGUACCCACCUCCACGCCAUAGAAGGAGAUGCCUCUGUACGUUGUGAGCAGCUGGACCUGUUGCUCCAGUGGGGCGCUGAGUUCCGCCAAUCCUCGUCCCAACCAGUUGAAGGAGAGAAGGAGGACCUGGUGGCCUUCGAUGUCAUCCUGGGAGACCUCAACUUUGAUAACUGCUCCUCAGAGGACAAGCUGGAGCAGCAGCAUGCACUUUUUACUCAAUACAAGGACCCGUGUCGCCUGGGGCCAGGGGAGGACAAACCAUGGGCUCUAGGUACUUUACUGGAUCCCAGUGGCCUUUAUGACGAUGAGGUCAGUUCACCUGAAAGUUUACAAAAAGUGAUGGAGAAUGAGGAGGGGAGAAAGGAGUACCUGGUGUUUCCUCCCAGUAAGAGCCAAUGUCCCGCCAGCAGUCAGAGGGGGAGGAAGAUCCCACUGAAGGGUAAUGGACGCCGGAUUGACUACAUGCUCUACAGCGACGAGGGCCUGCAGCCAGACUGGAAACUGGAAAUCGAGGAGUUCAGCUUUGUCACCCAGUUGGCCGGUCUCACCGACCACCUGUCUGUGGCCAUGCGGCUCGCCGUGUCAACUGGGGAGGAGGAGCCUUAG